Polyodon spathula (Mississippi paddlefish) is the source of this 1927-nucleotide messenger RNA. Its product is annotated as ubiquitin domain-containing protein 2-like. Lineage: Eukaryota; Metazoa; Chordata; Actinopteri; Acipenseriformes; Polyodontidae. Gene Ontology annotation, molecular function: protein binding. The transcript is spliced from 3 exons. The coding region runs from base 81 to 785 and encodes 234 amino acids. The record is from RefSeq and is a predicted model, not a curated record.
CUUGUCUGUGAAACAAGAGAGUUCAGUGCUGGGGCUGGGGGAAUAAACGAAGACCUCGGGGCUGCACCGUUAGUAAACCCAUGGGAGGGUGUGUGGGCUCUCACCAUGACUCUUCGGGCAGUUUAAACGAAAAUUCAGACGGAACUGGAGUUGCUUUGGGUCGUAAUCAGCCUCUUAAGAAAGAGAAGCCUAAAUGGAAGAGUGAUUACCCCAUGACAGACGGACAGCUUCGCAGCAAGCGGGAUGAAUUCUGGGACACUGCACCUGCUUUUGAGGGACGCAAAGAGAUUUGGGAUGCCCUCAAGGCUGCUGCCCAUGCUUUUGAAAGCAAUGACCAAGAACUGGCACAGGCCAUUAUUGAUGGUGCGAAUAUAACUUUACCACACGGUGCCCUUACAGAAUGCUAUGAUGAACUGGGCAACAGAUACCAGCUGCCAGUCUACUGCCUGGCUCUUCCCAUCAACAUGAUUGAAGAGAAGAGCGACCUGGAGAUCCUGGACAUCCCUGACCCGCCCCCCAACUCCGGGCAUGAGUGCCAGCUCCGCCUGCGUCUGUCCACGGGCAAGGACCUCAAACUGCCCGUUCGCAGCACUGACUCUGUCCACCACAUGAAGCGACGGCUGCACUCCGAGGAGGGGGUGGAGCCCUGCAGCCAACGGUGGUUCUUUUCUGGCCGGCCUCUGAUAGAUAAAAUGAAACUCGAGGAACUGAAAAUCUCCAAGGACUAUGUAGUGCAGGUGAUCGUCAGCCAGCCUCUGCAGAGCCCAACACCUGUGGAAAACUGAAAAAAAAAAAGUUUUUUCUUGUCUUUUUUCUACUUUUUGGUUUUUCUCUUUUUUUUUCUGCACACUAAUUUGUACAAAUAUUUAAAUCAUCCUUCCGUCUGUGAUGGAAAUAAAAGGCAACUUGGUGCUGGCCCAUGUGAAGAGAACAAGAAAAACGGACGCACUGAAUAGCUGUUUGUCUUGGUGAUAGUAAGCAAUGCUGUUGUCUGCAGAAGGCAGAUUUUUUUUUUAUUUUGUUUUAUUUUUUGUCUACAGAUCUACCAAAAAGGAAAUGUGUAGGAGUGAAGCUGUUAAUGUAUGUAAAAAUGACACAUACUUUUAUAACUGAGUAGAUCUUUAGCUGAUAAUUUCUUUUUGGAGCUAAAAGGGUAAUAUUUAGUGGGGUAACCAUGUACAGUAUGUAACUAGAUUAUUAUUAUUAUUAUUAUUAUUAUUAUUAUUAUUAUUAUUUGUUUUGUUGUAGUAGUAGUAGUAGUAGUAGUAGUAGUAGUAAAUAUAGUAGAAGCGUACUGUUUUUGUAAUGGACAAUAGAUGCCUUUUGGAUUGCAUGCAAGUUAAAUCCGCAGUCAAGGCUAGAUGAGUCUAGAUAACCACGGAGAAUGAUUUGUCGGAUGAUUGUUGAUGAGGAUGGUCACAUUUGUACAGUGGGUUUGCUCUUUUUGGCACUGGUGGAAUGCUGUCUGUCAAAGAGCAUGGCAUAAGUUUUUUUAUAAGAACAUGAAAUCAAAAACACCACAGUGGCUUGAUCUGCCCCUGGACCUAUAGCUCACAUGUAGGAAAGGUCGCUCCCACUACCAGCAGCAAUACCAAGCACAGAGUACAGGAACUCUAAUGUAGGUAAGAUCAAAUCGGGGAAAUUCUGCAACAACCACAGCGGAACUAGUAUCCCCACAUACACACGCACACAAACAGAAACACCUGCCCAAGCUCACACACAUAUACAUAGAAAUGCAAGCUAUUUUCUGAGGUCCACUAGAUACUAUACAAAUCAGGGCAGGCUGCAUUGAAACCAGCACAUCCCAUUCUAUAAAGAACACCUGGACAAUAAAUAAGAUUGGAUGUAAAGGCAACGUUUAUAACUUUUAUUCUGUUUUGUAUGUGUGUUAAUAGGACGAAAUGUCUUUUUUUUUUUUUUUUUUUUU